AUGCUUGCCAUGAGGACUUGGGCUGAGUGUGCUGUGGAAGGGACUGCAAAGGACACGUGUGACUUCCUUACAACAGUUAUUUUGGCCCUCACUCCACUGUUCCUAGCUAGGGCUGUUCUGUCCUGGAAGUUGGCCAAGAUGAUUGAAGCCAGGGACAAAGAGCUAAAGAAGAAACAAAAACAUCAAGAAAUACUGCAAAAGCUAAACAACUAA
This is a messenger RNA of Nannospalax galili (Upper Galilee mountains blind mole rat), 213 nucleotides long. RefSeq names its product small integral membrane protein 15-like. Lineage: Eukaryota; Metazoa; Chordata; Mammalia; Rodentia; Spalacidae. The record is from RefSeq and is a predicted model, not a curated record. The transcript has a single exon. Bases 1 to 213 code for a protein of 70 amino acids.